Messenger RNA from Nymphalis io (European peacock), 1970 nucleotides. It is a transcript of the gene Cyp4l6, whose product is annotated as cytochrome P450 4C1-like. The transcript has 11 exons. NCBI's taxonomy places the organism in Eukaryota, Metazoa, Arthropoda, Insecta, Lepidoptera, Nymphalidae. The record is from RefSeq and is a predicted model, not a curated record. Gene Ontology annotation, molecular function: iron ion binding; oxidoreductase activity, acting on paired donors, with incorporation or reduction of molecular oxygen; monooxygenase activity. Bases 81 to 1589 code for a protein of 502 amino acids.
GACACGACACAGACGCUUUGAUCAAUAAGUCGAAGCCGAUUUAUUCAUUUGUUCUUUACACAUUUGAAAUUAUUGUAAAUAUGAUUACGAUUUUAAUAUUGUUGGUUUUAAUGCUUGUCAUUUUAACAUCUUGGAUGAUAUUUAUUAAAGAUUGUAACAAGUUUAAUUUUUCCGGACCGAGACCUCUUCCUUUAAUAGGCAAUGGAUUUUUACUUCUAACAAAAUCAAGAGGAUUUCUGCCUCUUCUUCAUAGAUUGCGAGAAGAAUAUGGUGAUGUAUUCAGGGCGCACCUGCUUCACACCGUGUAUGUUGUGCUUUCACACCCAAAGUAUAUCGAGGACCUCAUGUCUAGCAACGAGCUAAUAACCAAGGGCUACUCGUAUUAUUUCUUGAAACCGUGGCUUGGCGAUGGACUUCUGACAUCUACAGGUCACAGGUGGAGAACAAUGAGGAAGUUCUUAACGCCAGCAUUUCAUUUCAAAAUCCUACAAAACUUUUUACCAGUUUUCUUGAAAAACGAAAAGAUUCUGAUAAAGAAAUUGCAAAACUACAUAGACGGUAAAGCUUUCGACGUGUUUCCUAUUAUAGCUUUGACGGCUUUGGAUAAUGUCACAGAAUCUAUUAUGGGUGUUUCUUUCGAUGCUCAAAACAACAGCGAAUCUAAAUAUGUAAAGGCGAUCGAGUCCCUUUCUAAGAUCCUGUCAUUGAGAAUGCGAAACCCGUUCGUAGGCGAAGACCCAAUAUUCAAUUUACUUCCGUAUAAGAAAGUACAAGACGAAGCAACGGAAAUACUACACUCGCAUACAAGAAAAGUGAUCAACUUGCGACGGGAUGAAUUGCAAAAGUCAAAUAUAAAUAUCAGUAUUUUGAGUGAAAACUUUGAUUUGGGUAUAAAAAAUAAACACGCAUUUUUGGACCUACUCCUUCUAUCUGAAAUCGACGGCAAACAAAUCGGCGACGAACACGUGAGAGAAGAAGUCGACACAUUCAUGUUCGAGGGCCACGAUACGACGACGUCCGGAAUUUGUUUUGCUCUUUAUUGCCUCUCAAAACAUCCUGAAGUUCAAGAGAAGAUCCUAGAAGAACAGAAGAGUAUCAUUGGAGCCAACUUAAACAGAGAUCCGACUUACGCGGAAGUGCAACAAAUGAAAUACUUGGAACUAGUUAUCAAAGAGAGUCUUCGGAUAUAUCCUUCCGUACCUUUAAUAGAGAGGCUCGUUACAAAAGAUACAGAGAUAGCUGGUUUAAAAAUAAGAAAAAAUGCGUCGGUGAUAGUGAACAUCUUCGAAAUGCAUCGGCAUCCCGACAUUUAUGAUAAUCCUAUGGAGUUCCGACCUGAGAGAUUUGAAGCCACAUCAGCUAGUAUGGCGAAGAACGCUUUUAGUUGGCUUGCUUUUAGCGCUGGCCCGAGGAAUUGUAUUGGUCAGAAAUUUGCGAUGAUGGAAAUGAAAGUCACUAUAGCUGGUAUCAUAAAGCACUUUAUACUCCUGCCGGAGUACAAGCAAGAUAUAGGGCUCUGUGCCGAACUCAUACUGCGAUCUGAUACCGGAGUUAAAUUAAAAUUAAAACCUAGAGAUAAAAAACACUAAAAAAAAAAAAAUAUUUUAAUCUAUUAUAAAUAACAUCUACAUCAACAUCUUUAUUUAAAAAUAGUAGCUACAAAACUAAUUUAAGCGAUUAAAAACAGACCGAUCAACUUGUUUGUUGCUUGAUAAGCAUAAUGUACAUUGAAGUUUGUAUAAAUUAUAGAUUAAUAAUGUGUAAGCAGAUGAUAUUUUUAGUGUCAAUAAACAAAAACAAGGUUAUUGGAUUUUCUUGGAGUAAACACAUCGUAGACAGAGAAAGAAAUAAACCAAGGGGCCGUGAAACCGCGAUUGAGACAGAGAUACCUAGUCAAUUUGUGCGUAUAAUGUUGCCAUAGUAACUGAUAAAUAAUUUUCAGGAUUUAAUUAAAACAAAAUGAAGUUAUU